Alosa sapidissima (American shad) is the source of this 4013-nucleotide messenger RNA. RefSeq names its product photoreceptor cilium actin regulator. Lineage: Eukaryota; Metazoa; Chordata; Actinopteri; Clupeiformes; Clupeidae. Bases 415 to 3111 code for a protein of 898 amino acids. The transcript has 3 exons. The record is from RefSeq and is a predicted model, not a curated record.
CUCUCUCCACCCCAUAUGAUGGAAACACUCUUAUCAGACCACAUAUAGAGAUGGGGCUUAAAAAAAGAAAAAGCAAUCUGACAGGCUACCUGAUUACCUUGAUGGGCUUAAGGUCUUACGUAUGGGCCUUAUUCUAUUAACGUGACCAUCUGUUGCAUGCAAAGGGUUUGGACCGGAGAGAAGGGGAACUCCAAUCCUCUUUAUGCACUCACCUUUUCAGUGUGAGUGGUGAGUCGCAGUGUUGCUGAGAUACCUGGAUCUGAAGACACUCACCUGAGAUUGGACAUGUCGGUGGAAGCACAGCCAAGACAAUGGAGGAAAUGGACAUGACUACCUGAAAAUACCUUGUCUGCAAAGAAAAGGCUGCCAGUGGAGAUUAGAUGAAAACUAUAGGAACUUGCGCUAUCAGCUAAAAUGGGUUGCUCUCCAUCGAAGGGUAAACUUUUCACUGGGGCUUUCAGCCCCAAACAAAAGGCUCUACCGGCACCACCUGAAAAUGCUAAUGAAAGUGCCACUAUCACUGAGAUCAGUAAUCAGUGUGUAAUGGACAAAUCUGCUGCUGAUUGUGGUUCUGGAAAAGAUGAGCAGGAGGAGCCUAUUGUCUCUCAAGAGAAAAGAUCUUCUCUAGCUGAGGUGGUCUUUGAUACCACUUCAGUGAUUGAAGAUGGCAUACAGAAAAUAGAUGUAAAUAUAGUGGCCCAAGAGGAGUUAUCACUGGUGGAAGAACAGCCUCAAGGUAAGCCACCACGAGAGAAAGGUGAGAGAAGAAAGAAAUCCAAGGGAGGAAAGAAAGUAAGGCCAAAGGAUAAGAUUAAAAAGAACUCCCUCAUCCAGGCAAAAAUCGAGCUUCCUGAAGACAUGGUGAAAGCCCACCAGGCAGCCUAUGCUUACCUGAACCCCAAUAUCUCCAAAUACGAGACCUUGCUGGGACUCCUGGACCAAGCAGCCCAAACUCAACACUCCCUUCAGUCAAUGGUGACCAUGGUGGCAAUGCGGUACGAUGAGAUCAACCAAACUUUAGAAGAGAUGGCCAAGGAGGGCGAGAGAAUGCUCAAGGAGCAUGGAGACCACAUGGCUUGGCCCGCGGCCCUGAUGAACACCCCGCUGGUCCCUGCUGUGAAGCCAAGCGUGGAGGACCAGGGCUGCCCUGGGCCGCCACCCCCCGACCUUCUUCAACAGCUACUCCAGCACUCCACCGAGAAGAUGCGUCAGGUGGGGGAGUCUGUAACGGGCCUGGGCGACUCUGCCCUUGAGGAGGCCACAGAGUAUUUUGCCUCACUCUCUGGGCUUUUAGGGGAGAAGUUGAUGGCAAAAAGGGCUGCUGAGUGUCGCCUGAAGCAGGUACUGACCUGCGUUGAGGCAGCUGCUGUGCGCAAGCUUGGUUUGGAAGAUUCCGCCUUGCACAGUGAGGACAGUGGUAUUGGUGGGGAGAAUGAGAGCCUCCCAGGGUCAGAACGGCACCGCAAGCACAGAGAGAGCUGUGCAUCAUCCACUGUAGCACACGGCAUACUUCUACCACAUGGUGAAGAUGAGGAAGAAGAUGAGGAGGAGGAGGAUGAUGACGAAGAUGAUGAUGAAGACGUAGAAGAUGAGGAGACGGCGAAAGAGCAUACAGAUACAGUUGAAAGAACAGAUAGGAGGUCCUCUAACUCCUCUUUACUAGCUCACAAUCAAAAGGCCAACCUCAAUGCACCCAAACAAAAUCCCACCAAAGAACAAAAGCAGACAACACGCCCCAAAACAGCUGACAAUACCAAACCAAGACAUAGGCGUGGUCAGUUGAGAGGCCCACGUCGUUCCUGCUCUUUGGACAACCUAUACCAGAACUCUUCUUUAGCUGAACCAAAUGUGAAUCAGAAAGGUUUCAUCCAGAGGCAGGAGAGGAUUGGAAGAGGUAUGGAGGGUGUGCGAGGGGCUGCUGGAGUGAGCUCAUUAAAGGCAAAGUUGAGAAGACACUCAUCAGGGGGACAGAGUAUUGAGAGAGGCCCCAUCAGGGCCGGUGGCCCAUCCACAGCACUCCCUAUGUUGGCCCCAGUACCUCCAGGUCGCAAUGCAGUCAAGAGACUAAUCACAACUUUCAGUCAUGGAGUGAAUGACAAACCAUCUGUCCCUCCCCAUGUGAAAAUAAACAGGAAAUGCCAUUUCCCAAUGAUCUCCAACGCACAGACAAGUUUUGAUGGUCCCAGCAACAAAAACAAUGGGGUACACCAUAGACACCCUGACAGGCAUGAUGAUUUAGAUGUAGACAGCCUUCCUCCACCUCCCCCAGAGGUACUGAUGGACAACUCCUUUGAGGUCACAAAAGGCCUUCUAGGUCAAACAGCGAGCCAGAAAACCAGUGUGUCCCAAAAACUGAGGGCAUCUGUACAGUCCAUGACUGUGUUGCCAAAUCGGGGAAGCAUCCAUCAAGGCUCCCUAAGCCUGUCUCCAGCCUGUCUCAAUAAAACAGAUGCUGUGGAGGAUCAGCUAGAGGAUCCAGAUGAGGAGGCUGAGACACUUUACCGCCAGGCCCGAAAGAUCAUCCACUUACGUGACGCCGCAUGCUCUCCAGCUAACAGAUGCAAGGAUGGCAUGUGGAGUACGUCUGGUGCUCCAGCUGGGCUUGGGUCAAGACAAGGAAGCAGUGACUAUGGGGGUGAUGGUGAUACUUUAAGCCCACAGCUCAACACCUGCCCACCAACAACACCUCCUGUGUCAAGGACCCGGUUGCCACCAUCUUGCCCCUCGGUGUGUCGCACUUUCCCUGCGCACUCAUCCUGCCCCUCUGAGGGUCAGUGGCGGGCACCAUCACCCCCUGCCUCAAACACUCCGAGGUGGACAAGGGGGAACAGCAACAGUGAUGAAAACUUCCCUGUCUUGACUGCUGUGGCAUUUGCAAGUGCUCGCUCCGUCUUCUGUCAAGACCAGACAACCAGGACACCAUCCUGCACUUCCACCCUGCCUCGACCCUGGGGAGAGACCUCACGUGGGAGACUACCCAUCAACCACGGUGGCCUGCAGGGCUUCGCCCGACGCAGCUCCUCAGAACAGAGAGCACCCAGCUCCCGUCAGACUGAGCAGACCCCAACUUCCGAGGACCCAGCUGAAUCCAGUGCCACCAAAGAAGAAUAGGUUGGAAGCUAACUGAUUGACAGGAGCAGUGCUGGGAGAUGUCCAAUGAGAUUUUUGCAUGGUGGUUCCCUAAGUGUACCUGGAGCAAUGGUAACCAAGGUUUACGAAGCACUGUAGAUGAUGAAGAGGUGGAGCUAGUGCACAUUAUGGAUUAAGGGGUUUUCGGAUUAAGACUCUUGCUCUUCUCGAACAACUUCAUAGGAUCUGACACUGUGUAUGCCAGUGUGUUGUGUAACAUUUCCCCAUAUAUCACCAUCUUUAUUUAGAAAUGUUUACUCAGAAUUGUGUCUUUGUUUGCUGUUGUUAGACGUUGACUUUUGUGUCUUAUUUGGGAUGUUUGUAUCCAAUAUUUUUUUUAAUGUUUUAUAACUCAUUGUAGUUGUAAAACCCAGACAAAAAAUGCCAAAUAUGUUUAUCAAUAAUACAACUUAAUAGUGUAAACAUUUCAUAUGAAACAUAUUUAUCAAGUGUGAAGAGAACAACCACAGUCUCCACAAGAGAUUUAACAACUAUCUAGUAUUCAAGCGAACACUAUUAUGUUCAUUCUGUCUGAGAAAAGAAGAAAAAAAUAAUAAUGAAAAAUAUAAUCUAUAAAAGUUCAACAAAACAGUGCAUCAUUCUGAGAAUUUCAUAAUUAAUUUUGCUUGUAUUUGUACCAUUUGGUUUUGGCAUGUCAUGACCAUUUUUCAUUUCUAGUCUUCAUGUUGGUGUUUGCUUUGAGUUUGUUUUAUACACGUUCUCAAUAAUAAUUUAUCCUAAUCAGAACAGGUUUCCUUGACUAUUUAUUUUGUACCAUUUGGUUUUGGCAUGUCAUGACCAUUUUUCAUUUCUAGUCUUCAUGUUGGUGUUUGCUUUGAGUUUGUUUUAUACACGUUCUCAAUAAUAAUUUAUCCUAAUCAGAA